ACCUUACCCAUACUUUAAAUCUCAACCGCCAAAAGCAUUCUUUGGUGUGCGUGGUUAAUGGCUGUUACUCGGGUGGCAAUUAUUCUUGGGGAAGUAUUAGAGGAAAAGCAGAAGUCAUCACUACUGAAAGAAGUUAUUCAAGGUUUGGCUAGCUGCCCACCAGAUUUGCUUACAAAGUUUCAAUCGCAUUUGGAUGGGCUGGGAAACAAUCAGCAGUGUUCACUGGAAUGUAUUUUCUGUCAUCAGAGUGAAGAUUUUGAAUUCCUAGUCUUAUGUCGUCCGUCAACAUCUACAAUCACAUCAUUGUUGACAAGUUUUCUACUCCCACCGAAGAAGUCUGAUGUCAGUCUAAGUGUUAUUCUGAUUUAUGCUGGUUUACUGUCGGAUGGAUCAGCUCAUUGGCUGUUGCCCAAUUUUGUAAUAACACCCACAUUUUUGGCCGACUUCAUUCAUCAUUUGUCAACUCUCUAUCCCAAGUCAGAUGACGCAGAAAAUCAACCACCUCCAAAACCCAUUCGUCUUCACAUUGGUAUUGGAGGGGUUGCAUCUGGUGGAGACUGGCGUCAGCUGGUUAGCAGUCCACCACAAUCCAUUGGAGGACAUGCGUUCCAGGUGUCAGUCAAUCGCUGUCGUACAAUAACAAAGCCCAAAGGUCGUGAGCCUACCGAUACUGCUUCACCACCUACUAAUCCAUUCGAUUUCGAAAGUUUUCUAUGCAGUGUAAUGACCAAAUUGCCUGAUCCCUAUUGUUUACCCCUGAGUCAAGCGUUAGCAUUACGUUCUCCAGCUGAUCCUACGCUUAAAGUUUCCAAACCUUGCAUUUACUUAUUCCCUGAAGGUUCUGGACAAGCGUCUAUCCUAGUCUUACCUGGUUAUAACAUGUUAAUUAAUGCAGGAUGUAGUUACAGGCCUUGUUUUUGGCACGUUGCUAAUUAUGUCGAUCGCUUGGAUUCUGUUCUUGUAACACACUGGGGUAUUGAUAAUAUACUUGGUCUUAGUGCAAUUCUUCCAGCUGUUUUUACACCAAAUACUAAACAAUCUCCACUAUGUCUCCUUACUCCUCCACCAAAUGUUAACCAUACGAAGGUGAAUAAUACUGUUCAAGAUCAACCUCAGUUUCCAGUUAAUAUACCAAUACAUAUCUCUGAAUUAGUUGGUCAGUUAAAAAGUUCAGGUACCAAUCUGGUCGUAUAUCCACUAACUCGUGGUGGUAAACAGUCAGUGGUUCCUAAACCAGUGCAACUCUUUCAGAAGGUGGGUCAAGGAUGCUUGGAGCUAUUCCCUUUAACUCCUGGGGAUGAGGAUUCAGCUGAAUUGCGCAAGUUGAGUGAUGAUUGGUCUAAAGCUUCUACGACGUUGACAACAACUGCUGUCCCCUUGAACCGAACUCUAGGAAGUAAAACCACCGUCUCACUACUUUCCUACACAAGUGUGUCAGCGUUAGUCAUCUGGAGACCAGCCAAAGACAACGAACCUAUACUUAGAUUUCUUUUUGUAUCACCGAAUGCCCACCAAACGCGUAUUUUAUCAAGUCUGGAUGCUUUAAUAACUGGUUUUAUCUACCUUCGUCACACCAAGGCUGUGCCUGCAGAAUAUGAACGAAAACGACCAGUACAACCUUUGAGCGCUGUUUCACGUCGUCCUACAGCAGCAGCACACACAACGGCUACUAGUAACGAAAGUAGUCUAAGUUCUGUUGGACAAAACCACCAUAAUGCUACUCGGUUGUCUUAUGUACCAAAGAAAACACUACAAGAUGGUGUAUCACAUCGACCACCAUCAUCAUCAAAAGGUAUUGCUGCAAAUAAAACAUCUUCUUUGGCUAAAAAUUCUGUCAAAGUGAACCAAGUAACCGAAAGCGCAGAUGCUGUAGAAGCAAACUCGGAAGAAUUAUCCUCAAAACAAUCAGAGACUUGUGAUAACGAAAUCUUAUCUACCCCUGACAUGGUGCCUGCAGAAUCAGUUGUUACCAAUCAUAAUAUCGUUGAUGGUGAAGCAGAUAACAUGAAUGGUGAUGUGCAUAAACCAAAUGGCUAUGUUCAUGAUAUGUCCGACCGUGAACCUUCAUUGUAUUCUGAACAGGCAAACGAUGAUUUCAUGGUGCGUGAUGUAACUACAAUCGAAGUUGAAGACCACUCACCGAGAGAUGUAGAUGUUCACCCUAAUCUAAGUCCUAAAGGUGAUAGUCAGUUAACAACAGCUGAUGAUCCAAUUGCUUCCUGGGGAACUCCACAAAAUUUACCAUUACCAACAGGCUCUGAAGCUUUGAAAAAACCUGCAGCCGUUGCAAAUGGAGAAAAGAAAACAGCCCCUCAUAUGCCAAUAAGAAGAAAUACGUCUGUCAGUGCUACUUCAGUAAAUGUCACCAAAACUAGUGAGUUUGAAGAUAAGGUGAUAUUAAUCUGUUAUUGUAUAGUAUGAAGAGUAGUGUUCACUGAGUUUGCUCAUUAACACGCAUACAAAUACCUCGCAAUAUCAAUUUUCCAUUGAUUUUAGAAUGUUCACCACCGAGUUUGAUAACAGUAAUGGACUUCUGUCAAUUAGAAAGGGUUCGAUGUGAAGGAUGUAUCAUGUUUAUAAAGACCGUACACAUAUUUGUCACCGUAUGUAUUCAUUUCUAUAUGGAGUGUUGGUUGAUGAGUUAGUUUUGUGUUUCUAUAGUUAGGAUGUUGUAGCAUUCACUCUAUAAUAAUAGUUCUCCACUACAAGAAAUGUAUGUUAGCCUAUUCCUAAUUUCUGUAUUUUUCCCUUACAGGUCGUCUGUCUCUUGCUCCGCGUGCAGGCACACAUCUGACUGGAUCUAGCCUAUCAUUCAGUUAUGCUCCUGGUUACACCAUUGCCUCUGGCCAUGCUACUGGUCCUAAAGUGGCACCAUACGAUAAAGUCAAACCGAUGUAUGUUGAUGUUGCAUUUCUCCCAGGAGGAGGAAAUCCAAACUAUGUUGACGCUGAGUGGUUCAAACGUGUUCGAGCUCGUUACUAUGUUGCUACUGAUGUACGACCUACGUGUUCCCUUCUAGAAUCUUUAGUUGUUGGGAAAGAGUCAUGGAGUGGUGAGGACGCACAACUUGAGGUUUCUUUAAUACUUGCCUAUGACACGGAAGAAAUAUUGAUAUGGCUUGGAGUGAAUGCUGGUCGACUCAACAACUGUCAUGUUAAUGUUGCCGCUGUUAUUUCCCGUUCGUCUAUUCAAAUCAUGAAUGAAGAAACCACUGGUGAUGCUUCCCUCAACUAUCCAGGCUAUCGUCUUGACGUAAUAUGAAAGCACAUUUCAUCAUGAAGAUUAUUAUCGGCUAGUAAUCGAUGAAUCUCCAGUUUUCUUUUUUUUCAAUCUUCUUUAUUUUACCAUAAAUAGAUACUUUUUGUUUGUUGUAUAAGCAACAAACAGAAUCAUGUGUCCAACGUAACGUUUACCAUAAUUUUACAAACUAGAUUGUUACUAUCUCAUAUCAUGGUCAUAACCGUUUUCUUUGUCUUUGUAUUUCGAUGAUAACACCUGAGCAGUACGUACGCGUGUGUUUGUGACCCCAACAGCUGGUUUGUGGUCGUAUGUCUGCUUAUAAAAAGCAAGCAUAGUAUGAGUGCUGUACGAUUUUCAUUUGUAAUCCGUGAGUAUAUAACCGUAUUGUUUUACUUUCUUUUCAUUCUUGCCAUACACACAUACAUACAUAUUCAAGUGUGAAGUAUUCUUCAGCAAGGCAUUCGUUUCCUUUAUGUGCAUCUGCUCCAUGACUACACAUAAUCUCAGCAAUGUAGCACUUAUUCUAAUUUUCAUUUUACAAAAUGUGUGUACGUGUGUGGAAAGAGAGAGGAAAUGGUGCUUCUUUUUGUAUUAUUGAAAAAAUAGGCCAUAUAUAUAAACGCAUUUCUAACUAUUUCUAAAUUAUAAACUUCAGUAUAUUCUUACUAUUAGCAUUACUGUUAUUUACUACUGCAUAUUGGUUCUCUUCAUUGUCAAACGCGCUCGUAUGCAUACAUUCCGCCUGCUCCUACUUAAUCUACUCGACUAUACUCCAUAUAUUAUCACCAUUAUGUAAUAACGUGUUGUUGAACAAUGUAAUCGCUUGUUUUUUCUCUCAAAGUCUGAAUAAAUACUUUUCACCCAC
Heterobilharzia americana is the source of this 4105-nucleotide messenger RNA. The record is from the annotation of a GenBank genome assembly. Lineage: Eukaryota; Metazoa; Platyhelminthes; Trematoda; Strigeidida; Schistosomatidae.